AUGGGUUUGAAGAAACAGAUGAGAAGUGAAAUGGUACAACCUGCAGAUGGCAAAAAUGCUUACAUUAGUUACAACUGGCAAGACUGCAAGAAAGUGCUAAAGGAACCAACAACGGGCCAGAAAAGCUCUUUAAGCUGGAGGCGAUGCCGGCACGAAAGCAGCCCCGCACAACCCGCCAGUGCAGACGUCCAGCCGGAGCACGAGGCACAUCCCCCUCAGAACACAGACAGCCAGGCACCAGCCCCAACUUCCGGUUCCUGUCCCCCACUUCCGUCCCGUAAAACUCGGGGCAGAAGCAUUUCCGCCCUCACUACUGCGAAUGUCCUCUUUAGGAAUCGGAAGUUGUCUACUUCUGAGAGCACCACCCCCUUACCGCAAGUACGUCACCAGCGCAAUACCCAGGGUGCUCGGAGAGACUUUUCUUUCAUUGGCUCUCCAGGGCUGUUGCUCGGGGUGACGUGCCGCCCGGCAGUGAUUGUACCAGAAUAUCAAGGAGAACCAGAUGAAAUUUCCAUUCAGAAAUGCAGGGAAGCUGCAAAACAGAUCCAGGGACCUGUUAUAGUAGAAGAUACUUGCUUGUGUUUCAAUGCCUUGGGGGGACUCCCAGGACCAUACAUAAAAUGGUUUCUAGAAAAGUUAAAACCAGAAGGACUGUACAAGCUGUUGGCGGGGUUUGAGGACAAGUCUGCCUAUGCUGUUUGCACCUUUGCGUUCAGCUCUGGAAACCUGGAGGACCCAGUGAAGCUGUUCAAAGGCAAAACUUGUGGUCACAUAGUUGAACCUAGAGGCCCCAGAGACUUUGGCUGGGAUCCAUGCUUCCAACCUGAUGGUUAUGAAAAGACGUAUGCAGAAUUGCCUAAAGCAGUGAAGAAUUCCAUCUCUCAUCGCUAUAGAGCACUAAAUGAACUCUCCAGUUACUUCAUCCAGCAGAGUAACUCAACAGAUGCCACCUCCAGUCCCAGUUAGUUUUUUCUUUGAAGCCCAUACUUCAUACAGAAAGCUCUGUGUAAAAUAUAAUGUCCAUUUGUGGUUGUUUGUACAGUGUGUACAUUAAAGCUGCUCAUUUUAAAGCCAUGGAUAGGUUGUGUUCUUCCAUUUCUUUUUUUCUGAAAAAGCACCUGCAAAAGCCAAGAGAUCUAUAUUGUUUUUUAAUUGCUGAAGUGCUCACAUAAAAAUGUUUAUAUCAUUAAAAUCUCA
Molecule: messenger RNA, 1197 nt
Organism: Alligator sinensis (Chinese alligator)
Lineage: Eukaryota; Metazoa; Chordata; Crocodylia; Alligatoridae
Gene: ITPA
Product: inosine triphosphatase
Exons: 8
Coding region: 1-966 (321 amino acids)
Biological process (GO): nucleoside triphosphate catabolic process
Cellular component (GO): cytoplasm
Molecular function (GO): nucleoside triphosphate diphosphatase activity
Source: RefSeq, a predicted model, not a curated record